Aspergillus puulaauensis is the source of this 993-nucleotide messenger RNA. RefSeq lists its product as uncharacterized. The record is from RefSeq and is a predicted model, not a curated record. Lineage: Eukaryota; Fungi; Ascomycota; Eurotiomycetes; Eurotiales; Aspergillaceae. The transcript has a single exon. Bases 1 to 993 code for a protein of 330 amino acids.
AUGGGCAACUGUCAUUCUUCGCAAGAAAAACAGAACGCGGUUCCUGCUCAGCCCAGGUCCGUCGGGGCCUCCAGAUCCCUGCACUCGCACAUACCAUCUCAGCCCUACGGGAUGCAGAGUCACAAGCAGUCAUAUCAGGACAAUAAUAGUUCUGGAGCUGACAUCUGGUCGCCUCCUUCAUACUCCAGUGCCACGGCUGCUGUCCCAGCGACCCCAACGCCUGCAGCAGACACCUCCACCUCAACGGGGUUCAUCCCUAACGACACGCAGUACUCGUUCCUCAGCACAUUCGACACCAUUUUCCUCGUCGAUGACAGCAGCAGCAUGCGCGGCAAACGCUGGCGCGAAGCCGAAGAUGCCGUCGCCGCCAUCGCCCCGAUCUGCACUCACUACGACUCCGACGGAAUCGAUAUCUACUUCCUCAACCACCGCAACCGCCCUUCUUCCAUAUUCGGCGGCGAGAGCGGAAAUCGAACUGCAAACGCAGGCGGCUACCUAAACGUCACCGACGCCGCUGGAGUCCGCGAGAUCUUCAAAUCCGUCCAGCCCAGCGGCGCUACCCCCGUAGGGGUUCGCUUGCAUAAUAUACUCUCGCCUUAUUUGCGUGAGCUCACCAAGUUGACCAACCAGGGCCAGGAGUCGGAACUCAAGCCGCUCAACAUCAUUGUCAUUACGGAUGGUGUGUUUACAGAUGAUGCAGAAACCGUCAUUGUUAACGCGGCCAGACAGUUGGAUCACCCCAAUGUGCAGGCUGCGCCGUGGCAGGUGGGCAUCCAAUUCUUCCAGGUGGGCGACGACCGUGCUGCUAGGGAGUAUUUGGAGGCUUUGGACGAUGAGCUUGUUCGCAGACGCAGCAACGAUGGAAUUCGAGACAUUGUUGAUACAGUACCUUGGAAGGGCGAAAAAGGGAGGGUGCUCAACGCCGACGGCAUUCUCAAGUGUGUUUUGGGUGCGGUAAACAAGAAGUAUGACAAGACGGAGGCUUCACGCUGA